AUGACCAUGAGUUCGUUUUUGAUAAACUCCAACUACAUCGAACCCAAGUUCCCACCUUGCGAAGAAUACUCACAGCUCGGCGGCGGCAGCGGCAGCGGCGGUGGGAACAACUACCACCCUCCACACUCCCACCAACACCCCCAUCCCCAUCAUCCCCAGCAACAGCCAAAACUACAGCAGCUGCACCUGCGCCAGCCUCUUCCCGAUUUCUACCAGCGGCCGAGCAGAGAGCCGGGAUACCAGCCACCGCAGACCCCCGAGGCGCGGUACCUCACUCAGCCCCCCCACUACCCCGAGUCACCCUACGAGUACAACAGCCUCAGCGCCCCUCCAGGGCAGGAGCACCCAGGUCCCGGAGCCUCGUCACCCCACUCAGCGCCGCUGCCUCCGGCUUCAUCAGCUCCUACUCCGAAGGGCCAUCAAGUGGCCUCCCCACCCUUGCUCCAGGGCCACGGGCCACAGCCUCAGCCCCAGCAGCGUCCUUAUGAAGCAGCUCUGGGAACAGCUACCGGGGGUAGUCCCGGCUGCCCCCUUUUGCCCGAAAAAAGCACGCCCGGCCUCAAAGCGAAGGAGGCGCCGGUGGUGUACCCCUGGAUGAAGAAGAUCCACGUGAGCACGGUCAGCCCCAGCUACAAUGGAGGAGAGCCCAAAAGAUCUCGGACUGCCUAUACAAGACAACAAGUCCUGGAGCUGGAGAAGGAGUUCCAUUUUAACCGCUACCUGACCAGGAGGAGACGCAUUGAGAUCGCGCACACACUCUGCCUGUCUGAGCGGCAGGUCAAGAUCUGGUUUCAAAACAGGCGGAUGAAGUGGAAGAAGGAUCACAAAUUGCCCAACACCAAGAUGCGCUCUUCCAACAAUUCUGGUCUCCAUCAGCCAGCCAAAGCUCCAGCCCAGCAUCACCCACCACGACCCCCAGAACCAGAGCCCCUUUAA
This is a messenger RNA of Pseudonaja textilis, 936 nucleotides long. RefSeq names its product homeobox A4 (gene HOXA4). The record is from RefSeq and is a predicted model, not a curated record. Gene Ontology annotation, molecular function: RNA polymerase II cis-regulatory region sequence-specific DNA binding; DNA-binding transcription factor activity, RNA polymerase II-specific. Gene Ontology annotation, cellular component: nucleus; nucleoplasm. NCBI's taxonomy places the organism in Eukaryota, Metazoa, Chordata, Lepidosauria, Squamata, Elapidae. Gene Ontology annotation, biological process: embryonic skeletal system morphogenesis; anterior/posterior pattern specification; positive regulation of transcription by RNA polymerase II.